Molecule: messenger RNA, 3674 nt
Organism: Elgaria multicarinata webbii
Lineage: Eukaryota; Metazoa; Chordata; Lepidosauria; Squamata; Anguidae
Gene: ZHX2
Product: zinc fingers and homeoboxes 2
Exons: 2
Coding region: 180-2585 (801 amino acids)
Biological process (GO): regulation of transcription by RNA polymerase II
Cellular component (GO): nucleus
Molecular function (GO): DNA-binding transcription factor activity, RNA polymerase II-specific; DNA binding
Source: RefSeq, a predicted model, not a curated record
UCAUGCAGCCCAACUUGUGUCGUGGCCAGAGCUGAAGGCCAUGGCUGCCCCUAGAAUUCUUUAGGAUAUCUCCCGGACAACAUCACUCCUGGGAAAACUAAAACCCAUCUCAGACAGCAGCUUUAGGGCUUGGUCCGAAAGGAGAAGUUGCUUCUACUGAGGAGACUUGCCCAGCUACCAUGGCUAGCAAAAGAAAGUCAACAACGCCAUGUAUGGUACGAGCAUCUGAAGCAAUGGAGGAGGGGGUUCCCAAAGACUCUAAUGCAGGAAAGGCACUCGGCAGUCCAGAGCAGGACUCAGGAGAUGCCGGGAAGGAAAACUGCGAAAAUGACUGUGAAGUGAUUGAGGGGAAAUCUUCUCCAGCCAACCCAACAAGGAAACCCCUUGGUGGUUAUGAAUGUAAGUACUGCCCAUUCUCCACCCAGAAUCUGAAUGAAUUCACAGAACACAUAGACACGCAACAUCCCAACGUGAUCCUCAACCCCCUCUAUGUAUGUGCUGAAUGUAACUUUACAACCAAAAAGUAUGAUUCCUUAUCGGAGCACAACACAAAACUCCACCCAGGAGAAAACAACUUCAAGCUUAAAUUAAUCAAGCUCAACAAUCAGACAGUCCUAGAACAGUCCAUUGAAAUAUCAAACAACCCAAUUGCUGCUGGAAUCCCUGAAUAUGAGGUGGUUCCUGUUGGGGCGAGUGGUACGAACAAAGUUCUGCCGAUUAUUAACAUCGGAAAACCUAAAGGUGAGGCUAAAAAAAAUUCUAUGGACAACCAUCUGGAUGGGAUUCCCCAUCUUGUUACCGAAACCACAGAGCCUAUUGCGUGUAUUAAUGGAACAGAACUCCUUCAAGAUAUACUAGCUCAUGUGAUGCCCUCCGUACAGCUCCCGCCAAAUAUCAACCUUGUUCCUAAAGUCCCUGUACCACUGAAUAGCAACAAAUACAAUUCCGCCCUGGACACUAAUGCAACUAUGAUCAAUUCCUUCAACAAAUUUCCAUACCCAACACAGGCGGAGUUGUCGUGGCUGACGGCAGCAUCCAAACAUCCAGAGGAGCAGAUCCGGAUUUGGUUCGCCACUCAGCGUUUGAAGCAUGGCAUCAGUUGGUCUCCAGAAGAGGUCGAAGAGGCAAGGAAGAAGAUGUUCAAUGGCACCAUCCAGACAGCACCUCAGACCAUCACUGUUCUGCCAGCGCACGUCACUGCCGCAAAAAUGCCACAGCCCCUCCUCCAAACAGCGGUGCCUUGUCAGAUACUCAGUCAGACUGGCCUGGUCUUGGCACAAGUAUCAAAUGGAUCAAACAUUUCCCCAAUUGCCCUUGCUGUCGCUGCCAAUCAUGGGCAGAAACGGAGCACACAGAACCAGCCAGCUGUCCCAGAACCCAAGCGCCCACACGUUGUCCCUGCAGAAGUCUUGCCCAAACAGAACACCCCUGCUACGCCUACGAGUACGACAACAGUGCCAUUGUCUGCUAUGCCGCCGAUAUUGUCAAAUGACCGCAAGAAGACCAAGGAGCAGAUAGCAGCCCUGAAGGCAAGUUUCAUUGUCAGCCAGUUUCCUGACAAUGCAGAAAUUUACAAGCUGAUAGAAACCACAGGCCUCUCCAGGAGCGAGAUCAAAAAGUGGUUCAGUGAUCACCGAUACCGAAGUCAAAGGGGAAUUGUCAAUAUCACAAGCCAGUCCAUCGCCAAGGACCGGAUUGCUCUUGCUGCUGCGCGGCAGGGGCGUGCUUACUGUCCAAUACCAGACUUCACUUUUGAGACGUUCAAAGGAAAAACCCAACAACAAUUUGGGAUCCUCGAAGAAAGUUUUCGUAAGAGUUCUUUUCCAACGCAAAGUGAGUUAGAAAGACUUAGGACUGAAGCCAAGAUGAGUAGAAGAGAGGUUGAAUCCUGGUUCACGGAGAGAAGAAAACUUCGGGAUAAUAUGGAACAAGCGGUCUUGGACUCAAUGGGACCAAGCAUGAAGAAUGAGGCUCAAGGAACUUCCAAUGGUGCAAUAAGUCAAACCGAGAAAUUUAACAUCUCCCAAGUACCAACAUCUUUAUCCCGGUGCUCUGCAGCCUUUGCCACAAGUAGCCAAGAGCAGGUCCACUUACUGAAGAGUACAUUUGCGAGAACUCAGUGGCCAUCCCCACAGGAGUAUGAUGAGUUGGCGGCUCAAACUGGGCUCACUAGGACGGAAAUUGUUCGCUGGUUCAAAGAGAACAGGAGCUCUCUAAGAAAUGGGACACUGAAAUGGUUGGACCAAUACCAGCAGCAGUAUGUCAUCGAUGGGUAUAAUGAGACAAAGGGGACAGUGCCCACUGGGAGUCUGAAGAACAGUAUCCACGAGGAUCAACAGCCUCUCAAGGAGAAGUUGGAGAAGCAGAACAUAGAAUGUACAGAGAAGUUGGAAUGCCACAGCCAAGAUAGCCAGGGCACAGACGAGAACCGGGACACCGGCAAUGUGAAUUGGGUGGAAGUCACCAUUGAUGAUGACGACGACGAUGCUGCUUCGGACUGUAUGGAUAGUUGGAGUCAAUCAGUGCCUGAACACAAAGCAGAUUUUGAUUCUGAAAGUAUAUCUGGUGACAACUCUCAUACCUAGACAGGCCGGUCAUUCAGCUUCCUAGACCUACAGUAUCUUUCCUGUCUUGGGAGUCACUAACCCUGGGAUCAAACAAGGUCUUCGGAAAUGUGAUAUCCCAAGUUUUGACUCCAGAAUCAAAGUCACGGUGAAGAAAAGACAAUCCUGUGGAGUAUCGCAGCGAGUUUCAUGGUGCCAAAGUCCCAUUAUGGGAUUUUUCAACAAGGGCCCUUGUAUAUAGGUUCUCUGUUGUGUGCUACUUACUUCCUCCCAACAUAUACAUACACUGCAGAGAUUAUUAUUUUUUCGCUACUUUUUCUCAUCACCACAUUAAUUGCUGUCUCAUGGCAACAGUUUGGCUUUUCAGUUUUCUUUAGAAUCCAUAACCAUUGCUUCGACUUCUAUGAUAAUUUGUAGACUUCUUGGCCAGCUGCUUCCGUUUCUUACGAUGAGCUUCUAUACCCAUGGAGAGUUUAUCCAUCUCAACACUUUUACGGAAUCCAUCCUGGAUAGUGUUGGUCGGUUGCUCAUUUUGGUUUUCUUAACAACCAUCUCAUUUGCAAUUGGCUCUGUUUUGCUCCUCUGCAUGAAGAAAACCCAUUAACACAUCCUGUGAUUCACUGUUUGCCAAAAACAUCUGGACUGUGGAACUCGGGAGAUGUUGAUAGUACAACGCCUUUGCUUGUUCCAAGCACCUAUUUUCUACUGCUAAGAUUGUACAAUCCUAAAAACAAAUGGACUUUGCAAUGGAGGGCUUACGCUUCUUUAUAACCGAGCCUGUUCGUAAUUCUUUGUUGGUGCAACGACCGAGAGACUCUUAUUUUUGUCAGCCUUCGAUGCUGUAGUGCACAACAUGGUUUCUUGAACCCUUGCCACUACAUUUUUAGCUUGUUUCUAGGCUCCCCCGAGUGCACUUUUGUUCUUCAAGUAACUGCUGAAAGGAGAGGGAGAGAAAUGGAGGGGAUAACUCUGUCUUGGGUCAACGUUUAAAGGUGACUUUGCUGUGGUUUGGAGAGACUGAUCCACCACCACCCCGCCCCCCCAAUAUACGCUGCACAAACCUAACGUUAGGACGGUUUGAAUUAAUUAAACAGAACUUUUCUAGCUUUU